Closterium sp. Yama58-4 is the source of this 1422-nucleotide messenger RNA. Lineage: Eukaryota; Viridiplantae; Streptophyta; Zygnematophyceae; Desmidiales; Closteriaceae. The record is from the annotation of a GenBank genome assembly.
AUGCCUUCUGUGGCGUCUCCUCUGUUGCCCCUUCGACCUCCACUAGUGCAAGUGCUGCUGCUGCUUGUGGUGGCAGAGGGGUGUGCCUUCCAGGCCGGGCCGGAUCAGCCCCAAGCUGUUUGUGCAGUGCAGAAUUCGUCAACCAAAGGUGCAAGCGGUGCAAUUGUUUCGCCAGCAACUGUGCUCACCAAGGGGACAAAGGCGGAGACAAAGGGGGUCUUCACCGCAGAUCCGGUGACUCUGUUUGUGUACGAGCCAGGGCAGGCGGUGUCGGGAUGUGGGGUGCAGCUGGCCUUCCAUGUCACCUUCACCUUUGUUCUUUCAGCUCAAACAACCUUUUACCUGGGCCACAACGGCUUUGCCUUUGUCUUCUCGGCAACAAACUGGGUGGGGAGCGGCUCUGGUGUGGGGUAUGGUGGAAUGGACAGCCGGAGCAUGGCGAUUGAGUUUGACACUCUGACGAACAAGGAGCAUGGUGACAUACCCGGCCAGCAUGUGGGGCUGAAUAUACGAGGCCAGGACAGAUCGUUAGCCGCUGUAAAUCCGCCAUUCAGAAUGAAAAACAAGAAGGCAUACACAGCGUGGGUGGACUAUGAGCCUGGGGAGCCCGGCACCAUCCAGGUGUUCUUGGCUGCUUCUGAAGUGAAGCCAGCGCAGCCGCUGCUGGAGAGGAGGCUGGCGCUGUGUGAGGUGCUGCAGGCUGGAGCAGAGCAGCCGGCGUUCUUCUUUGGCUUUGUCGCGCCCACCACUGUGAAGGCCUACCAGAUGCAAGUCAUCUUAAAAUCGGCUGUGCACAUCAGUAAGGACAGCCCCAUUCCUUGCUCCUACAACCCUCAGCCUGUUGUCAUAGUCUUAGGCAUAGCACAAGCACAGCUGUGCCUACAGCAGGUGUGUGAGCGAUGGAUUUGGCAUCGUGUCUCGAUCUGUCGAAUGGUUCACGGCACAUACCAACACCACAUGCCCACUAUGGCCUCCUUCUGCCUCUCGUUUCUGCCCCUUUCUGCAGGCCUUCUUGCUCAACCAGAUCCCAUAAGCAUCACUCCAGAUGCAAGCUGGGCGUAUGCGGUGGUGGCAAGUGUGGAAGCAGCGUACGGCAUUGCACUGAAUCAGCAGGCUCCACGGCUGUCAGUGGAGUCACUCUUUGCAGCCAUGGGGCUCACCCCAGCAGCCAAGUGCAGGGCAGGCGGCUCUCCUGCCGCGGCCUUUAAAAAGCUUCUCACCCUGUCCAAUGGUGGCCUCACAACGGAUAGCAAGCGGCCAAAAAAGUUCCCUAUUCAGGGUUUUGAGCGCACGCGGUUCAAGGGGUAUGUGGGGCUCAUGCUGGCAGUGCAGCGGCAGCCAGUGGUGGUUCACAUCGAGGCAUCUGCUGCCUCGUUCAUCGAAUAUGACAGGGUGGGUACUGAUCGUGUGAAAUCAUCCUGA